Messenger RNA from Aspergillus ruber CBS 135680, 483 nucleotides. It is a transcript of the gene cyn1, whose product is annotated as putative cyanate hydratase. Lineage: Eukaryota; Fungi; Ascomycota; Eurotiomycetes; Eurotiales; Aspergillaceae. The record is from RefSeq and is a predicted model, not a curated record. Gene Ontology annotation, molecular function: DNA binding; cyanate hydratase activity. The coding region runs from base 1 to 483 and encodes 160 amino acids. The transcript has 3 exons.
AUGUCCCUCGCCACUCUCGACACCUCCCAACACCCCUCCCUCCCCACCGCAUCCACGACCCUCUUCAACGCUAAAUCCACCAAAAAACUCACCUUCGAACAAAUUGCCCACCACCUCAACCGCUCCGAAGUAGCCGCCGCCGCCAUCUUCUACGGCCAAGCCAAAGCCUCCCCCGAAGAUAUCUCCAACCUCUCUUCCCUUCUCGAGAUUCCCAAGCCGGUACUUGAAGAGCAGCUAGGUGGGUUUCCGGACCGGGGUCGGUCGGUGGAGAUGCCGCCUCGGGAACCGUUGAUUUAUCGAUUAUAUGAGAUUGUGCAGAACUAUGGAUAUGCAUAUAAGGCGGUUUUGAAUGAGAAGUUUGGGGAUGGAAUUAUGAGCGCGAUUUCGUUUUCGACGAAGGUGGAGAAGGAGACUGAUGAAGGGGGGAAUGAUUGGGCAGUUAUUACGUUGAAGGGGAAGUGGUUGCCAUUCUCGAGGUUCUAA